This is a messenger RNA of Spea bombifrons (plains spadefoot toad), 2561 nucleotides long. It is a transcript of the gene CNST, whose product is annotated as consortin, connexin sorting protein. Gene Ontology annotation, molecular function: connexin binding. The transcript has 12 exons. Gene Ontology annotation, biological process: positive regulation of Golgi to plasma membrane protein transport. The coding region runs from base 216 to 2336 and encodes 706 amino acids. The record is from RefSeq and is a predicted model, not a curated record. Gene Ontology annotation, cellular component: transport vesicle; plasma membrane; trans-Golgi network. NCBI's taxonomy places the organism in Eukaryota, Metazoa, Chordata, Amphibia, Anura, Pelobatidae.
AUUCCGAGUGACGUAUCGCUGUGGUGGGUUACGUGAAAUCUCGGUCUCUUCUGCUGUCUUCAGGGAUCUACGGCUGCAGAGAGAGCACCGGAUUAGAAUGAACCCUGCUAUCUCGAACACUGGUAGCCUCUCACUUUACAAAAUACUGACGGUACUUUUGGUCUGAAAACAUGACUUGAUGAAUAUUGAAUAUAGUUAGUCUACGAGCCAACACAAUGAACAGUAAAGAGACACCCCUGGAAAAUCUACAUAACCAACCUGACCCUGGUCUGAUUCGUAUUGAUGAAGUGAACAAAGAGGAUGGGCCGCCGACCUCAGAUGUUAAUGAAAACAAGCUAGAUGGAGAAGAGGACGAGACCAUGACCAAGAACGAAGGGAUUCUGGUUCAGAGCAGGGAUGCCCAGGAUAGCAUUAAUAAUAACGAAAACUGCAAUCUAAUGUGCGGUCAACUCAGUUGCAAGAGAACCUGUGAGGACAGUGAGCAGACUGCGGCAGCUUCUUCUUUAUCAGCCUCCCCGAACAGAGAUACCGCCUCUGCUAAAGGAAAGCGGAUAUCCGGCAAGCGCAACAUCAGGAAUAGAAAAAAUUACAACGGUAAAUCCCCAGGAUUUGCACCAGUCGACGAUGUGGAGCCUUCACUCGAAAGUAAGUCCUUGGAGUCCACAUGUGAACUCAGCCCGUCGGAUCCCAACGUCGGCGUCGAGCAAAGAAACCAAAAGCAUCACCGAGACUCUCUGUUCUCCCUCAUCCGCGAAGGAUUUGAGCAAACAAAUGAUGCCAGGAUGCUUCCCGUGUGCCUUCAUCAGAUUGCAGAAACGUAUUUUCAAGAGGAAGAUUAUGAGAAUGCGAUGCAGUUCAUCCAUCUGGAACGGACAUACCACGAGCAACUCCUCGCAAAUCUGUCUUCUAUUCAGGAGCAGUGGGAAACAAAAUGGAAGAAUACAGAUUCCACAUCCUUAGCAUCACCCAAAAAAUCAGACAGAGAGCUCAGCAGCAAAGAGAUGGAAAGGCUUUCUAACCUAUGUGGAUCUCACCAAGACCCGAAGAUAUCCAAGCACAAGCUCUCCGCUUCCGAAAGAUUGUUUAAAAUCCAAAGUCUUACUCAGUUUAUUGGAUCGGAUGCUGUUCAUGAUGUCAUUUGCGCCACUCCAGAGAUAGAAAGUCGACCUGGCAGCAGAUCAACAAAAGACAGGGAACCUGGAGCAACAGCUAUGACCGAGAACUCUCUUCCUGACGAUGGGGCCACGGGAGAUAUUACCAAGACAGCUGACCACCAAACUGUGCUCGGGCUGAGCCACAUGGAGGAGCAGCAGCUUCUUGGCUCCGAUGACAGGUCUGAGGCUCACGCCCAGUCCACUGGGACAAAAGGCAGGGCUAAUACUGUCAGCCUUUGCUCCGGAGAUACCGUCAAAAAUAACAAGCUCUUGCAACCAGAUGCAACACCUCACCGCCGAGAAGAGCCUGAAAUAGAAGCUUUCCCCAAGGAUUACGGGCAAGUACAAUCAGGGACACCGGUGGAAGGCAAAUUAAUUUCAGCAGCCACGGAUUAUGCAGAUAUUGGUUCGGUUGCCCAGGAUGGUCUUCCUGGAGAGAGAAGUCCCACUGGAUGCAGCAACAGCAUCGAGCAGAAUGCUCAGGUAGCACACAGUACAGAAGAACAUUGCGCGUAUGCAGGGCAUGUUAAGGAAUCGCUGGUAAGGAAUUCAGUUCAUGCAGAAAAUACACAAGGGAGUACUUGUGUUUCUUCACUUGGCGCCACUCAACAGAAAUGCUCACAGGACACCGGGAGAGCUGCCCAAAGGGAAGCAACAGUUGAAUUUAUUGCAAGUCUCCUGAAUGGAGAUCUAAAAGGCAGUGAAGAUUUCCUGGCUCACCUGGAUUUCCAGGAGGAGACUCUUUCCGAGGAAGAAAUGUCACCAAGCCCAGGGGACGCUAUCUUAGGAGAUAAUCUUCUUUCACUAGACGAACUUGCAAAGCGAAUAGAAGUGGAAGAGGUACACCCUCCUUCUGGUUUGGUGUCAAUACUGAAGAAGCGUAAUGAAAGAGAGGGGGAAAAGGUUGGCCAACCAUCAGCAAAACAGACGAAGAGGAAAGUACGCUUCCAGGAAGCAGAUGAUGUUUUAGACCAAGAAGAAAUCGGCGGAGGUUCCUGCAUUUUGCUCAUUGUCCUUUGCCUAGCGACUGUGUUUCUUAGCGUCGGUGGAACAGCGUUAUACUGCACAUUUGGGGACGAAGAGUCUUCUGUGUGUAAAGAUUUUGCAGCAAACAUGGACUUCUACUAUACUCAGACGCUACAAGGAAUAGAGGAACUGAAACACUGGUUGUCUGUCACAUAGCCCAAGGACUACACUGGCUAUUUUUACCCAUUUGACUGGGUUAGACACAGACUCUUAUUUUAUUACUGUAGUUUGGGAUUUAAAUUAUACUUGUAGGUUGAAAUCAAACCUAAAAAAACAAAACAUUUCGAUUUUACGAUACUGUGUGAUUUAAAAACAAAAAAACUAUAUAUUAUGUUUUAAAUUGUUAUUAUAGAGACUGUAUACAUUUAUGUGGAGAGAAAA